This is a messenger RNA of Manacus vitellinus (golden-collared manakin), 1919 nucleotides long. It is a transcript of the gene ZC3H15, whose product is annotated as zinc finger CCCH-type containing 15. The record is from RefSeq and is a predicted model, not a curated record. Lineage: Eukaryota; Metazoa; Chordata; Aves; Passeriformes; Pipridae. Bases 378 to 1316 code for a protein of 312 amino acids. The transcript is spliced from 10 exons. Gene Ontology annotation, molecular function: metal ion binding; mRNA binding. Gene Ontology annotation, biological process: cytoplasmic translation. Gene Ontology annotation, cellular component: cytosol.
UUUAGGACAAAACAUUUGGCCUAAAGAAUAAAAAAGGUGCAAAGCAGCAGAAGUUUAUCAAGGCUGUGACUCACCAGGUGAAGUUUGGUCAGCAAAAUCCCCGUCAGGCUGCUCAAACAGAAAGUGAGAAGAAAUUGAAAAAAGAAGACAAGAAGAAGGAAUUACAAGAAUUAAAUGAGCUCUUCAAGCCUGUGGUUGCUGCACAGAAAAUUAGCAAAGGUGCUGACCCCAAAUCUGUAGUUUGUGCUUUCUUCAAGCAAGGACAGUGCACUAAAGGAGACAAGUGCAAGUUUUCUCAUGAUUUGUCUUUGGAAAGGAAGUGUGAAAAACGGAGUGUCUACAUUGAUGCCAGAGAUGAAGACCUUGAGAAAGAUACAAUGGACAACUGGGAUGAGAAGAAGCUGGAAGAAGUGGUGAACAAGAAGCAUGGUGAGGCAGAAAAGAAAAAACCCAAAACUCAAAUAGUCUGCAAAUAUUUCCUUGAUGCUAUUGAAAACAACAAAUACGGGUGGUUUUGGGUCUGUCCAGGAGGAGGAGACAACUGUAUGUAUCGCCAUGCUCUACCUCCAGGCUUUGUAUUAAAGAAAGACAAAAAGAAGGAGGAAAAGCAAGAUGAAAUUUCCUUAGAAGACCUAAUAGAAAAAGAGCGUGCUGCCUUAGGACCAAAUGUUACCAAAAUUACUCUAGAGUGUUUUAUUGCAUGGAAGAGAAGAAAAAGACAAGAAAAAAUUGAUAAGGCUGAGCAAGAUAUGGAGAGGAGGAAAGCAGAUUUUAAAGCUGGCAAAGCAUUGGUGAUUAGUGGGCGUGAAGUAUUUGAGUUCCGGCCAGAGCUGGUUGAUGCAGACGAUGAAGAAGCAGAUGACACCCAUUAUGUUCAAGGAGCAGGAGAUGAUGAUGAGAUGGAAGACCCUGUGUGCAUAAAUGAUGUGGAUUUGAACCUGUAUGUCCCCAAGGCAGUGGAGGAGACUGGUAUUACAGUGGCUAGUCCUGAGCGAUUCAGCACGUACACUUCAGUAGAAAAAGAUGCUUGUAACUUCUUAGAACAAAGUCCUGAUCUUUGUGCACUUGUGGAAUGCAUGCCCCGAUCUUUAAGAGUAAGAGUCUUUCAAGUGCAGACAUUGGAUAAUAAAUUAAGUGAAGCUUCUGGUGGUGAUAUAAACAGCAGCGAGCAAAAUGAUUUAGAGGAAGAUAAUGAUGGAGAUGGGGAAUUGGAAAAUGGAGUAAUUGAUGCUGUUCCAGUUGAUGAAAAUCUGUUUACUGGAGAGGACUUGGAUGAACUAGAAGAAGAACUAAACACUCUUGAUUUAGAAGAAUGAACUAAAAAGCUCAAGUGAGGAAUUAAAUCUAUGUGACAAAGUGAAAACUGACUACAUUUUUUCUCCUUUUUGAAUAGAAUUCUUAAACAAGAUGUUUUUGGUUAUGCAGCUGAAUAUGAUGGGCACGUGGUAUCCCAGGAAUGUUUUCCUUCAAUCUCAUCUACUCCAGUCUUGACUAUGCUCACAGUAAAACUUUCAGAGUAGGUCAGAAUUACUCAACAGCUGAAUUUGCAGACAGUGAGAUUAGAACUUUCAACUAAAAGUAAGAAGUGUAACUGCUUUGCCAGUAUGCAAGUGGGCAAUUUGACACCAGGUACAGUAUAAAAAUCCAAGUAUUCAUUCUUCACAGAAGUUGCAUUUUUAUUAGUGAUUGGUGUUGAUCUAGAAACUGCCUGAAGUGGUUUUUAGGCAGGACACUCUAAUGGAGUUGAUGCAGAUUAUGCUUCUUUAAGUGGUGAUUAGCUUUACUUGAUCAGCUGGAUACUGAAGAUUGUCAACUGAUAGAUCAUACAAUACAAUGUGGUGCCCUCUGUUUAAAAUAUUUUAAACUUUCUCACCACCUUUUGCCAAUAAAUCUGUAAAUAAAAACUAUCAACUUUAAAA